This is a messenger RNA of Leptopilina heterotoma, 1255 nucleotides long. It is a transcript of the gene sel, whose product is annotated as protein seele. The transcript has 5 exons. Gene Ontology annotation, cellular component: endoplasmic reticulum. The coding region runs from base 334 to 939 and encodes 201 amino acids. The record is from RefSeq and is a predicted model, not a curated record. NCBI's taxonomy places the organism in Eukaryota, Metazoa, Arthropoda, Insecta, Hymenoptera, Figitidae.
UAAAUAGACGUUUUAUAUAAAUGUAAACUAUUUGGAAAUUUUGUACGCAUUACUAUAUGCAAAGAAAAAUUAAACAUGUAGCAUUUUGACGCGUGUUUAUUAAAAAUGUGCCACGAAAGCAAUUUCUGCUUUUAACCAAUGAAAACAACUUGACGAUAUCUUUGGUUCUUUAUUGGCGGAAUGUUUCCCAGGAUUUCCAGCUGUUAAUUCUACAACAAUCGGUGUGUCUUCAUUCUAUUGUAUUUUUCUAUAUGUAGUAUUUAAUAUUUUUCCAAAAAAAUAUAAAAAAAUUAUUUCAUUUCAUCUAAUACUGUCCUACUGAAUACUUAAAAGAUGUACUUCAUAAUUGUUAGUGUUUUUCUUUUUACUGCCUAUUGUUCAAUUGCACAAGAAGUUGAUCCAAAGGAAUUACGAUGUUUAGUUUGCAGAAAAACAGUGGACGAACUGCAAAGUAAAUUUAAUAAUAUUGAUUCGUCAAAAACAGUUGAAGUGGGACAAUAUCGUUUAGAUGCCGAUGGGAAUACUUUGCACAAAAAAGUUCCACUGGCGAAAUCCGAGAUUUAUAUUUCGGAGACUUUAGAUGAAGUUUGUGCAGCUUUCGACAACUAUGCUAAGGCGACAUAUAAGAAUUCGGGAAAUUUAGUACUCAUUGAUCUUCAGAAUCCUUUCAACGAUAAAAGUCCUAAAAUGGAUCAAGUUAAUUUCAUUCAAGACGGUGAUCUAAAUAAGAGUCUAAAAUUUUUGUGUGAAGAUAUCGUCAACGAUUAUGAAGAAACAUUUAUUAAAGUAUUUCGAGAAGACACAUCAAAUGCUCACAAUGAUAUUUGUACAAAUGCCGCUCGAUAUUGCGAAGAAGAUUUAUUUUAUGGUCUCGAAGAUGCCUCCGACAGUAUUAUUGAUACCGAUAAAUUGGACGAUAUUGAUAGAACAGAAUUAUAAUAAUCAACUAUUAUAAUGAUAGGUAAAUAGUGAAAUUUCCAAAGUUAAUUUUACAAAAAUUUCUAUACGAAAAAGUACAAUCGUGACACUAUGUAUUUAAUAUUUAUUUAUUUUUCACUGUCAGUACAUAAGUGUUGGAAUUACAAGAACUGUGACAAUAUAAUUCUACAAAUACUAUAAACGAUAUUUUCCUAUUAUACGAUUUUAAUAGUUUUAUAUAAACAAAUUUUGUAAAAUAAUUUUUAAUCACAAUAAUAAUUUUGGUAAAUUGCAGACAAAAAUGUUGUUUGUAAUUACAAAAAUUAUCACUCAAAAA